This is a messenger RNA of Nipponia nippon (crested ibis), 490 nucleotides long. NCBI's taxonomy places the organism in Eukaryota, Metazoa, Chordata, Aves, Pelecaniformes, Threskiornithidae. The record is from RefSeq and is a predicted model, not a curated record.
AUGACAGCAGAAAGUCCCGGGGAGCUCCGUGAUUCGACUGAAACCGAGGAUCAGCCCCUGAAGCCCCACGGAGCGGUGAAUCCGCCGCUGCCGUUCGCAGCACUUCCACCCGUGGGAGUUUCCAAAGCAUGUUCAUCGUGUGUAAGAACUGCUGAUGUCAAGGAAGCAUGUACGCAGUGUGACCAGUUCAUCUGCCAGAACUGCAUCAGGCUCUGCAGCUGCUGUAACGCAGUUACCUGUUCUUUGUGCUCCACUAUUGAUUAUGCUGAUGUGGGAGAGCAAGUCCUCUGCAAUGGUUGUUCAAUAUUUCAAGUCUGAAACUCGAUGAAAUAGCUUUUAUGCUAAGACGUCUGUAAAUUUCAUGAAGUCUCCUCCUUAUGCCUAGUCAAUUAAUCCUUUUAGCAUGGGAAUGAAUUAUGGAAUUUCUAUGUUUUAUAUCUUUAUAUUGUACUUUUUAAUACUGUAGCUAAAUAAACUUUUAUAUUUUAAG